UUCUCAAAACCAACGCACACAAACAAGAAAUACACACAAAUAUAUAAAAUGAAACUCACCGGAGUAUUUCUAUCAGCAGUAGUACUCCUCGGCGUGAUUAUCAACGUGGUAAAUUCAUGUCCACCGUCAGACCGGGAAGCAUUACUAGCAUUAAAAUCCGGUUUAACUGAACCGUAUUUAGGCAUUCUCAACACCUGGACCGGAACCGACUGCUGCACUAACUGGUACGGUAUCAGCUGUGACCCGACUGAUAACCGGGUUAACGAUAUAAUCCUACGUGGCGAAUCAGAAGAUAAAAUCUUACAAAAAACCGGCCGGUCCGGUUACAUGACCGGUUCACUUUCACCUUCUCUUUGUUCACUAGACCGCCUUACUACACUCAUUGUAGCUGACUGGAAAGCCAUCUCCGGCGAAAUUCCGGCGUGUAUAACCACCUUACCACACCUCCGUAUCCUAGAUCUCAUCGGAAACCAACUCACCGGACCUCUCCCUUCCGAUAUCGGAAAGCUAUCAAAACUCACUGUUCUCAAUGUCGCCUACAACAAACUCUCCGGCCAGAUCCCGCCGUCGAUUGUAAACCUGAAAAGCUUAAUGCACUUAGAUUUAAGCAAUAAUCAGCUCACCGGACCUCUUCCUUCGGAUUUCGGAAGCUUGUCUAUGAUGAGCAGAGCUUUAUUAAACCGAAACCAGUUAACCGGUUCAAUACCGGUUUCAUUAGCCGGGAUAUACCGGUUAGCUGAUUUAGAUUUAUCAAUGAAUAAAAUAUCCGGUUCAAUACCGGCUCAGUUCGGAUCUAUGCCGGUUUUGUCUACAUUAAACCUUGACAGUAACCAGCUGUCCGGUUCAAUCCCAGUUACUUUAUUAAGCAACAGUGGGUUAAAUAUAUUGAACUUAAGUAGAAAUGCAUUAGAAGGGAAUUUACCCGACGUUUUUACUGCGAGGACUUAUUUUACAGUACUCGAUUUAUCUUAUAAUAAGUUAAAAGGAUCGAUACCAAAAUCAUUAUCAUCAGCAAAGUUUAUUGGGCAUUUGGAUUUAAGUAAUAAUCAUUUGUGUGGUGAGAUUCCAGUUGGGGUUCCGUUUGAUCACCUUGAAGCGACGUCGUUUAGCAAUAAUGAUUGUUUGUGUGGCUUGCCGUUAAUGCAUGUUUGCUAGUAGUGGAUGCAAGUAACGACGUCGUAUUGGUUGUUAUGGGUUAAUUAUUGCCGUUAGUUAACGGUGCAUUAAAAAGUAUGUUCGCCUCUUAUUCUCUGUUAUUAUAUUUUGGAAAAUAAGUAUUUUUAAUUUAAUGUUGAUUUAAAUGUUAAUAUCCGUUGGGAAGCACAUGAAGAGGUUCUUCAGUAGUUCAGUAUAUGAAAAAUAUCGCAGUGUUAUUUUGGUACUUUCUUAUUGGAAUUAUUAUAUUGAAUGGAUCUACUUUUAUUUUAGUGUA
Messenger RNA from Erigeron canadensis, 1432 nucleotides. RefSeq names its product DNA damage-repair/toleration protein DRT100-like. Lineage: Eukaryota; Viridiplantae; Streptophyta; Magnoliopsida; Asterales; Asteraceae. The transcript has a single exon. The coding region runs from base 49 to 1155 and encodes 368 amino acids. Gene Ontology annotation, molecular function: protein binding. The record is from RefSeq and is a predicted model, not a curated record.